CUUAAGACAAAUAAUGAUGUCAUUUUGUCAUGAUUUUCCUGGAAGUCAAUGUCUCCUAAUGGACGCUAUUUAGAUGUGUUAGUUUAUCCAUUCGUGUCAUUAUGGAAUGCUUUGUGUUUCGUGUUUGUGACUUUGUUGUGGUCAAAUUUGUUUGGCCGUAAAAAGGAACGGAUCUGGUCUAAAAGGGCGCGUUACUCGAACAUACCUGCAAACAUGGCCUCCAGGUCCCCUCGAGAUGGAAGACGUCCAUGUAAAUCUCAGAGCUCUUUAGAUGAAGGCGAUGAUGGUUUACCGAGAGAUAUAGCUAAUCUCAGGGCGUAUCAUAAGCAAGCUUAUGGCUACAUUGCAAAGGCUCUGAAAAUCGACGAAGAAGGAGGUCAGAAUUACUUCCCUGAAACAUUUAAUUUUAACCGACACACGUGUACAUGUACAUGUACAUGUACAUAUUCAUGGGAGGAAUUGUGUUUUGAAUUUAUGACUAAGCAGUAUCCUUGUCUGUAUAAAUCCGAUUCAGAUGUUCCUAAAGGAAAGAGCACAGCUUCGUUCUCGAUUCCAGCGUGCAUUGCAGUGAGACUUGGAUUGUAUAGUCUUUCAGAUGGUUCAAAUUGUUAUGAUUAUAUUUUAUUUUGAUCAUAUUUACAAUUAAACGAAAUAAAAUUAAUACCAACUUGAUUCUUAUCACCCAAAGGGGGCCUGUCAUCGAAAAGAAGAGCUGUAGAAUUCUACAAGAAAGGAAUUGGUGAAAUGGAGACAGGACUACAGAUUAACUGUGAUGGAGAAGGUAUGUUGUACCAACUAAUCAACCUUUCUAACAUUAUUGUACCCCAAAUUUUUCCUGGGUGUAACUUCUCAUCCUCCUUCAGCUGAGAUCCAAACUGUUUCAAGCCAUUAUAAUUUUAUUCUCCACUUAUGCCCACAGUUAAACAGUUUUUAAUGCAAAAUAUACUUGAUUCACAGGAGAGGAAUGGGAAAAAGCCAGAAAGCUGCAAGAUAAAAUGAAAUCAAAUAUGGAAAAUACAAGAGAAAGAUUAGAUGAACUAGGUAGGUUAACACAGUAAAUUGCAUUUGUUUAUACUUAAAUUGUAUCAGUGACAAACUCAGCUACACCACAUUUUGGUUCCAUUCACAUUUUGGCAUCAUCCAUAAUCUACAUGUAUUAAUUGCUGAACAGAUGGCAACUCAGAAUCUAUUUGUUGAAUUGAUUAUAGAGGUCUUGACAUACCUUUUUGUAAAAGGGCAAGUAGUGUUUCUUAAUAGUUGGUGGCUUGAAUUAUAGGUUGUAGUGUUUAUUUAAGUCUAAUGUUACAAGUUGUGAGAUCCCUGCCCAGGUAGUUACAAUUUAAUGAGCUGUUGAAUGAAGCUUGCCAUGAUUUGCUUACCAUGAUUCAAUUUGGUGACUGUUAUGUAGAGAUGGGAGUUGAUAAUUCUAAAGGAUGACAGUGUCCUUUUUAUUUUUUUUUGUGGCCAGCUAUUUAGAAGUUAACCUCAAAGUCCAUGUAAGACAUGUUUUUUUGGGAUGUUGUUUGGUGUCUGCCAUCCACAGUGUAUAAGGCAACUACCAUCACAGGAUCAUUAUAUGUAGGUUUAACUGAACAAAUUUUUUGUUUUAGUGGCGUUACUAUUGUCAGCAUCAACUAUUAACCAGGAAGAAGCUGCCAAGUUGAUGGAAGAAGUGGCCCAAGAAGUCAAAGCUGAAGAAACAGCUGACCCUAUAAACAAUGUGAAGAAGCCACCUUCAACAAAAAGCACAAUGGUACUUCCAAAAAAGUCAAAUUCCUCAUAUAGUGCAACUGGCGCUGCUACUAAUUCAAAAGUUACUAGUAAGACUGUAAUGAAAAAAACUGCGUCAACUUCAGUGCCUGCCAGACCAACCAUUUGCAGGACGGAGCCCUCUCGCAAGCAGAAGGAAUCCUACACAGGUAUGCAGUACUCCAUCCAUUUGUUAUAAAUUUUAACUUCAUUUCAAAAAUAUAAACAAAGAACAGUACUGGCAUAGAAAGGUAGAACAAUUUGUUAGUUUCAUUUGAUAAUUAUUUUCAAUUUUGAAAUUUGAAGUACACUCUGAGAAUUAAAAGGACGUGAGAAUUGGAUUUGAUGGUUAAAACUUUUACAAUGUCUGGUCAUUCAACUGUAACAAAAUCUAACAGAUGGAAAGAAUUUGUUGAGAAUCUAAAUUUAUAACUUGCUCUUUUUGUAACGUGUUAGUAACUUUAGGCCUGGUCAAAUGCAUGCAACAUUUCACCUUCACCACAACAUCUUGCAACAUUGUUGGAUCGUGUUGUCAGAUUUGUGAAGGAGCUGGCCAAUUAACGCAUGCAAUAUCUUGUAAGGUUCAACAUCAUUUAACAUCUUGCAACAUGUUGCCAUAUAUUGCUUCAGGGUGGCCAAACAUUUGCAACACAUUACACACAACAAUGUUGCAUUGAAAUGUUGUGUGCAUUUGCCCUGGCAUUUACAUACACAUCACAAAGGAUAAUAAUCUGAGCUAGGUAUUUGAGAUACAUUUAUAAGUGAUACAUGACAUUGUAAUUUUCUUAGACAAGGCAGUCAAAACCUUCAGUUGGGUCUGAGAAUGACAGAUCAAAGCAAAUGGAUGAAAAAAGGAGGAAAAUAUCACGUCUCAAGAAUGUUGAUUCCAAGUUAGCCGAUCAUAUAUUGGAUGAAAUUAUUGAAAGGUACCAAGUGAAUGCUUCACAGCUGUAUUGCAACCUGUGUGAAUAGCAUUAAAGUCUCAAUCAUUAAGUGGUGAAAAAGUCAACUUGUUUCUCUUGUGUUUGGGUCAACAAUAUGGAAUGGUUCUUUUCUAUUCAUUCAAAUGUAUUUUUCUUCUCUUUUUUUAUCCUAGUGGCCCCCCAGUGCACUUUGAUGAUAUAGGUAAGUUCUAAAUGUGUUCCAUUAUUUUACAACAACCUUUUAUUUUUUAAUGUUUGUCAUCACUUUUUGGAAGCAGGAAAUAAACACAUGCAUUUCAGCAUAUGAAAAUUAUGUGCUGUCUCCUGCUUGCCAAAGGGUUUUGUAGACUUGCCUGGGACUGAAACUGAGCUAAUUAGUACGAAGUACCAAUAUGCAAAUGUUAGAGGACUGGGUUUAAACUGGGAUCACCCAUGAUUGCAAGAAAGUUGGAAGAUGGCAUACAAGGCUGGAUUUAAUUUUUGGUUUGAUUGCCCAUUCAUCCUUGAUUGCUCUUCUUUGCUUUUUUUUUAUUUAUCAUUUACAGCAUGAUAUUUGCAUUGAAUUUCAUAAAAUUGUCAAUCGUCAAAUCUUUUAUUUCAUCUUUUCAGCUGGUGCAGAAAGUGCUAAGAAACUCCUUCAAGAAAUAAUUAUCCUUCCAUAUUUAAGGCCUGAGGUAUUUUAUCAUCCACAUUAUUAAUUUCUUUAAAAGUGGAGCACAUAAGAUAUGUGUAGGUUGUGAUGUAAAUGUGUUUGACAGAAAAUUAAUGCCUCAAACUAUGAAAUAGCAUUAUAUUUACAGUACGUUCAAUCCUCAACAGCUUUUCACUGGUUUAAGAGCCCCAGCUCGUGGACUGUUGUUAUUUGGGCCACCAGGCAAUGGAAAAACUAUGUUGGUAAGCUUAUAUGAUAUCCUUUUUCAAUAAACAUACAUUUAAAUGUUAUAUUGCUUUCAUUCUGAAAAUGAAUUGUGAUUGUGUCUAUGAAGAACAACUCUCUUGCCACCCAUUCUGCAUCAUUUCCUAUAGUUUGCCAUUUUGGUUGUUUUCUUUUCCCUCAUGAAUUGGUAUUCUACAAUGAUUUUGAUUCUACAAGAUUUUGUGGCUGUCUUUUGGUUAAAACCUUCUACAUACAUUUCAUCAUCAACAGUCUGUAGAGGAAGUACCCCACUUGUGAUGAAAAUAUCUGUCAGGUUGUCAGUUUUUUUUUGUUUUCUUUUGCUCAGGCAAAAGCUGUGGCUAGUGAAUCAAAAGCAACAUUCUUUAAUAUAAGUGCUGCCACUCUCACAUCCAAAUGGGUAAGAAAAAGUUCAUAUCAGUUCUAAUUUUUCUACUAAAUGUUUUUGAGAUGAUUUUGGAUGGCAGCUUCAGAUCAUCUAUACUCCUUUAAAAUAAGGUAAUUGAGGAGUCUUAUAAUGAAUUACAGGGUUAAUAAAUUCUUACUUUGCAAAGAAUGAUUUUUUUUUUUCAUGCUUGCAUGGUGUCUAGUUUCUUAACUCUUUACACCCUAUGAUACGGAUGCAUUAUCUCCUCACUGUUCUCCCAGGGCUAAAAAUUAACUCCAGUGCUUGGUGGCCAGUCGGGCCAGUUUCCUUGAAUUUUUAGUGGCCCAUCCCAAAAUGAAGUAGCCAUCCAUUUUCUCUAGUUUAAAAUGAAAAACUUGAAUAAAGGCCCCAUGGCCGCUUUUAACGGAGCAUUAAUUAAAAGGAAAGAACACAAAAGUCCAGAGUCACUCGGCAAUCACAAAAUCAAAAUGGUGUCUAUAUGUUGUGAAUGUGGAUUACUCGUGAAAUCACUGUUAAAACGGCUCAGAAUUUCCACUUCAGAACUAAAAAUUCACUAAAAUGGAUGAUCUUAGAAUCCACGCAAAGAAACAAAGAGAAUAGUAGUCCAGUUAAAUUACAUAUUGAGCUUUAUUUUUAACUUUGUACUUCACAUAAUUUACAUUGCAACUUUUUGAAAUUCUGUAGCAUUGUUGUACAUCAGGCAUUCAAACCUUAACUUCUGGUGGCCCUGGUCAGUUUUAACUCGCCACUUGUGACCAUGCGACUGCCAAUUUUUAGCCCUGUUUUCUAUGCAUUUCCUAAGGCCCUGGCAACAAAAAUUUGUUUAACAAUCAAGAGCUUGUUUAGUUGAUAAUCAUUUCCUUUACUCUCAGGACCUUUAUGUGUUAUUUAGGGGUGAUAUUGUAAGGAGAAAUUAGAUGCUAAUCACUCUUAGAGAUCAAAAGGUUGACCUUAUAACUUUUUAUCUAUAUUUGACAGGUUGGUGAGGGCGAAAAACUCGUUAGAACUCUAUUUACUGUUGCUAGAGAACUGCAGCCCAGUAUAAUAUUUAUUGGUAGGUGCACCUAAUGAUUUGGCCCGAGUGUUAAUUUGUGCAGCGUGAUAUGGGUAUUAAAUGGCUCACAAUGGUUACAAUUUCAGAUGAAGUGGAUUCUCUUCUAUGUGAGAGAAAGGAGGGGGAGCAAGAGCACAGCAGAAGAAUCAAAACAGAGUUCUUAGUUUCUUUUGAUGGAGUAAGUAGUUAUAAUAAAAUAACUGGUGUUUGCACUUGUCAUGAAGAGUGGCAUUUUUAACCUAUGAGCACAAAUGUACAGUAUGUAUGUCCUGUGUAUUGAUAAAAAAAGGUUGUGAUCUGUUUCAUCUUUCUUUCCCUUUUUUUUUGUAUACUUAUUUUUCUCUGAUUUUCAUGGAUUUUAUUGAAGAGAGAAAUACCUGAUGGCCUCUGAUUAUUUUACUAUUUGAUUGUUUGUGUUGUAAAUUCAUGCUGACUUCCCACAGGUCAUUGCUGAUCCAAAUGAGCGAAUAUUAGUGAUGGGAGCCACCAACAGACCAAAUGAACUUGAUGAUGCAGCUCUCAGGUACUGCACCUGUUGAAGAUUUUUACUAAACUGACUUGUCAUAAUAUGUACUUAUAUUUAUACUAAUAAUGUGGUACAGUGGAUUUAACAUGCAAGAAAAAACAUUUGAAAUACUAUGUAAAAAAAUCAGUGGUUUAUUUACAGGGAAUAUACAUUAGAGAGUGCACAGCCUUCUGUUUUUGUUGUUGUUGCUGUUUUUUUUUUAUAUUGAUGAUGUGUUUGAGUGCACUGUAGGUCUAUGUCGUAUUUCUUCAGCAAUUUUUACCUGUUUUUUUUUUCUGCGUGGCCCAGCCACUUACCUCAACUAGGGUUCACCGUUUUUAAUUGGAUGUACUUUUUUUAUUACCUGUUGUUUGUAAGUUAUCUAACCUACAGUGUGAUCAACUCGUUCUUGAUUUUUCAUUUUUGGUAUCAUUUGUUCUGGGAUUUUUCCCUGCAAAAGCUAAACAGAACUUUAAAAAAAAUACCUUUUUUUGUUGAUGUUGUUAUUGUAGUUGUUGGUUGAAUAUGUCUUUCUCUAGAAAUUUUAGAUUUGAAGUUCAAAUUUAGGUUACAUUUUGGCAAUAUGAUAUCCUUUUUUGUCUUCUUAUUCCUUUGUCAUUCAGAAAUAUUGUUAAUUAUUUUCGGCAGGCGAAUGGUAAAACGUGUGUAUGUACCCCUACCGGACAAAGAGGUAUGUGAAGGAUAACUGCAAUUCAUUGUACAGUAGUACUGAAAGUGUAUAUUAACUUUACUCUUAGAGGCAGUUACUGAUUGAACUAACACUGCUCAAUCUCUUUGUGUUUAAUUUUUUAGACUAGAAAAGUCCUCCUAUCUAAACUUCUCGUCAAGAAUCACAACCCACUAAGCUCAUCGGAGAUGGAGUCUCUCGCCAGGUAACAAUGGCCCGCAAAAUGAAUAACAUUUGCAACACGGGUAGACAAGUCCUGGAAUUUCCUUGUUUGCUCUACUUCAGUGGGUGUUGCUUUGUAUUGGGCUUGAUACAUCUCAAUGCCAGUCCAUCGAAGAGUACAGCGAGCUAACUUUAAGUUUUCCCACUAUGAUUCAGUCCCCUCCCCGUCGUUAAAACAUUCCUUACCCUUGUUUGUGGACCGCUGACAUAUUGUCUGUCUGGUUUUGUCUUCUAGACUAACUGAAGGGUAUUCUGGUAGCGACUUGACAGCCCUCGCCCGCGAUGCAGCAUUGGGACCCAUCAGAGGUGAAAAUGACUUUGUCGAUAUACAGUAGAUUUCUUUUCAUUUUACCAUCCAUAUUCCACGGAAUAGCUGACUUGUAUUUGUUUCUCUUGGCUAUCAUCAGACCUUCGUCCAGACCAAAUACAGUCCGUAGAUGCAACUAAGGUGGGGUGUAAUUAUUUUAUUAUUUUGCUUUUACAGUUUGGCAGCUUUAAUCUUUUAUCAAGACUGUAGUGCCUUUUCCUUAAUUCCUAGCGCUUUAGUGGUUUUGUAAUCGAUGUUUGAUUGUGCCACUCUACCUCCUUCCAGGUUCGUGGCAUUAGCUACAACGACUUCCAGAACUCUCUGAAAGUUAUUCGACCCAGUCUUUCGCCUCAUUCUCUGAGGCUGUUCGAGGACUGGAACAGAUCCUUUGGUAGCAGUGCCCAAGGCUAAGGAACUGAAACGGUGCUCGAUUCAUGCCCUUUUCACACCCCUUAUAGGAAACUGAAAAUAGUUCGGAGGUAAUACGAUAUUCUGGGCCUGGUUGUGCAAAAGGCGGUUGGCACAAUUCCAUAGGAAUAUUGAGAAUUAACUUGUUUUCUCUUUUAUUAAAAUGUUCAUAAUGUGCUUACGUUUUUGUGAGGUUUAUCCCGUUGUGGAGCAAAACUGAAUUUAAUAGACAGAUAACCAGGAAAACCUGAACUUACAAAUGUGUAACUUAUUGAAAGAUUAGUGGGUUAGUGGUAUCGUUAUUAACUAACCUGGCCCGAAUUUCUGUUGUUUAUCUGAUUUGGUUUUAAUUUUCUAUUUCUUUGAGAGACGUGAUAUUUGAAAUACCAUGUCCAAUUUCUGUGAUUUUUUACCAGAUUGUUUUAAAAAUUGAAAUAACUCGAAAGACCCAAUUUCUUUUUAUAAAAUGAAAUCCAUAGAAAAGAUGAAAGAAAGAAACAAGAAGAAACAAAACUUCUAAUCUGAUUUGACAAGGUGUGCUAAGACUACAAGAAUCUUUGAUUCUAUCUUAAAUUCAUUCCGUUUUGAGCAAAACUUAGCUUGUAACGCUUCACAAGAAAAUGAAUAGCUCUAGAUCCUGUAUGAUCCACGCAGACGUGCGUUAUGUUUUCUGUAAUUACAAUUGCACCCUUGGAAGAAGUAUUUGUCUGUUGGCUCGUCUGUUAACCCUGAUAAGACUGAUUAGCAUCCAACUUCUUCAAACUGUAUCGCCAUAGAAUGAAACUAUAAGGUCAUAAUGAGAAAAUUGAUUAUCGCUAACUAAAUAAUCCAUUGAUUGUUGAAGCAAUUCUCUUAUUCAGCACUAUGGGAAAUAUACAAAGAAUGCUAUGGAGAAUGUACUGGGUUAGGCUUAGGAUUGUUAGGGUUGACCUGAUUUUGUUCUUUAUUCGGGUAACUUGAGCGAGACUGUAUUCC
This is a messenger RNA of Pocillopora meandrina, 8114 nucleotides long. The record is from the annotation of a GenBank genome assembly. NCBI's taxonomy places the organism in Eukaryota, Metazoa, Cnidaria, Anthozoa, Scleractinia, Pocilloporidae.